AUGAAUUUUAUACAUGCCAUUUUCAAUCACAUUCUUGAACAGGAUCAAAAGUUGGUCCGCGAUCUAAUCUUUAGACAACUCGGUCGUGCUCCCACAGUGCAAGAAUUCGCCCAGUUCCUUUUGAACUUCGAAGGUAAUGAGCUGGUUGAGUCCCCUCGCAAGACUCUAGGACAGACAUUUUUCGAAAAUCAGGAGCUAAGAGUCACCUUAGAACGUCAACAAAGGGAUAUGGGAUGGUUGAGAGAAAUACACAGCUCCUUGGCCAACAUAACACAGCUUUUAGGAGAUUCAAACACUCGGGCUAUGAGAAGAGUAAAUGAGCUGGAGACACGAUAUAGAGACUUACGGAAUAUUUCAGAUGAAGUUCAGCAACAGAAUGAUAGGCUGCAGCUUGAUCAUAAUUCAAUGCAGAGAGAACUUACCAAAUGUCAUUUUGAGCUGGAAGAUGAAAGAAAGGAUAAGCAAAUGUACCAACUUAGAUGGAAAGAGUUAAAGACGGCCAAAGAACAGUUACUGACAGACAGUCAACAGUUACUGACAGACAAACAACAGUUACUGACAGAAAAUCAACAGUUACUGACAGACAAUCAACAGUUACUCUCAGACAAUCAACAGUUACUGACAGAAAAUCUACAGUUACUGACAGACAAACAACUGUUUCUGAAAGACAAACAACAGUUACUGAAAGACAAACAGCAGUUACUGACAGACAAUUAA
This is a messenger RNA of Magallana angulata, 717 nucleotides long. RefSeq lists its product as uncharacterized. NCBI's taxonomy places the organism in Eukaryota, Metazoa, Mollusca, Bivalvia, Ostreida, Ostreidae. The transcript has 3 exons. The coding region runs from base 1 to 717 and encodes 238 amino acids. The record is from RefSeq and is a predicted model, not a curated record.